UAGUGACGGUGGAAGUAGUAAUAAAAAGUCAUUAUUUCCAUAUUCUAGUUUUAUAGAUAAAUUGGUAAUUGAAGAAUUGGAGUUUGAAUCAAGAAUAUGCAUUGAUAUAGGGUUGAUUGGAUUUAUAGCAGAAAAAUGUGUAAAUUUAAAAGAAUUGUCUUUGGGAUUGUCUAAUAAACAAAGAAAAAAAUAUGAAUUGCCACUACAUUUACUUGUUGCAUAUAACUCCAAAGAAUCAUUACUUUCAGUCAGAAUAAUAAGCACUGAUCAAUUGUUAUUAGAAUCCAAUAUCAAAGAUCCAUCAAUAAUAGUAGAAUAUUUUGGAAAAUAUUGUAAAAAUCUUAGAAAUUUUGAUUUUGCCACGGAACGUUUACCGAUUAAUGAAUCGGCAGUUAAUACGUUAUCAACGGGAUGUCCAAAAUUGAAUGCGCUUGAUAUACCAGCACAUGGUAAAUCGAUAUUGAUUUUACCUCGAUUUAAGUCUUUAACAUCUGUUCAUUUAUCGUACGAGUUGAAAGGAGAAGAGCUUGAUUUGUUAGGUAGGAACGAUGAAGAAAAUGAUAAUGAAAUGAUAAGCUUGAAAGAUUUAUCGAUUGAGUGUAUCAAAAGUCGGAGCAAUUUUGAAUUUUUGAAGUUAUUUCCAAACUUAGAAUCCUUGGAGAUAGGAACAUUUGAUGAGUUGGAUGAAUUGGUUUUGAAAAAUAUUGUAAAAUCAAAAAAAGUGAUAAAAUUAAAAUUAGUCAAAACGCCGAAAAUAACAGACAAAUGUUUAUUAUUAAUUGCGUCAAUGAGUCAGCUAGAAAAAUUUUCAAUUGAGAAUCGAUUGAACGAGGUGAGCAAACAAGGAUGGAUAAAUUUGGUUGUUAGGCCACCAGGAGUUUGUAGUUGGAAGGAGUUGUUGAUAUAUGAUAGUAGGGAGAUUGGACCAGAAUUUUUCGAGAUUCUAGAGAGAGAUCAUCACGGUUUAAAAAGUUUAACUAUCAGAAACGAUAAGAAGAAUCUGCUUGAAAAUAAUAAAAGAGUAUUUGAUGGUAAAUUCAAAGAAUCAUGGGAAGCUUGUAAAAAAAAUUCUUCUUUGUUUCGAUGGCCUAAACCAGAAAGAAAGAAAAAGGAUUUCAAAAUGGGUGAUUUCAAAGAUGUUUAUUGA
This is a messenger RNA of Entrophospora candida, 1147 nucleotides long. NCBI's taxonomy places the organism in Eukaryota, Fungi, Glomeromycota, Glomeromycetes, Entrophosporales, Entrophosporaceae. The record is from the annotation of a GenBank genome assembly.